Messenger RNA from Acinonyx jubatus (cheetah), 4414 nucleotides. RefSeq names its product BUB3 mitotic checkpoint protein (gene BUB3). Gene Ontology annotation, biological process: mitotic spindle assembly checkpoint signaling. The transcript has 8 exons. Lineage: Eukaryota; Metazoa; Chordata; Mammalia; Carnivora; Felidae. Gene Ontology annotation, molecular function: ubiquitin binding. The record is from RefSeq and is a predicted model, not a curated record. Bases 140 to 1249 code for a protein of 369 amino acids. Gene Ontology annotation, cellular component: mitotic checkpoint complex; kinetochore; bub1-bub3 complex.
UCGCCCAGCCCGCGAGUGCUCGGAGGGAAGCGAGGAGGUGGCGCGUCCGCGAGCGGCGGCCAAGUUGCUUCUGAAGGGAGCCCAAGGUAGCGGGGCGAGGCCACUGGGCGCAGGGACGGACCCGUCGGGGACUCCCCAGAUGACCGGUUCUAACGAGUUCAAACUGAACCAGCCACCCGAGGACGGCAUCUCCUCGGUGAAGUUCAGCCCCAACACGUCCCAGUUCCUGCUGGUCUCCUCCUGGGACACGUCGGUGCGCCUCUACGAUGUGCCGGCCAACUCCAUGCGGCUCAAGUACCAGCACACCGGCGCCGUCCUGGACUGUGCCUUCUACGAUCCAACGCAUGCUUGGAGUGGGGGGUUAGACCAUCAAUUGAAAAUGCAUGAUUUGAACACGGAUCAAGAAAAUCUUGUUGGAACCCAUGAUGCCCCUAUCAGAUGUGUUGAAUACUGUCCAGAAGUGAAUGUGAUGGUUACAGGGAGCUGGGAUCAGACGGUUAAAUUGUGGGAUCCCAGAACUCCUUGUAAUGCAGGGACCUUCUCUCAGCCUGAAAAGGUGUAUACCCUCUCAGUGUCUGGAGACCGGCUGAUUGUGGGCACUGCAGGCCGCAGGGUGUUGGUGUGGGACUUGCGGAACAUGGGCUACGUACAGCAGCGCCGGGAGUCCAGCCUCAAGUACCAGACCCGCUGCAUACGGGCUUUUCCCAACAAGCAGGGUUAUGUAUUAAGCUCCAUCGAAGGUCGAGUGGCAGUUGAGUACUUGGACCCGAGCCCUGAAGUGCAGAAGAAGAAGUAUGCCUUCAAGUGUCACAGACUAAAGGAGAAUAACAUUGAGCAGAUUUACCCGGUCAAUGCCAUUUCCUUUCACAACAUCCAUAAUACAUUUGCUACAGGCGGCUCUGAUGGAUUUGUCAACAUUUGGGAUCCGUUUAACAAAAAGCGAUUGUGCCAGUUCCAUCGGUACCCCACCAGCAUUGCAUCGCUUGCCUUCAGUAAUGAUGGGACCACGCUCGCAAUAGCAUCAUCGUAUAUGUAUGAAAUGGAUGACACGGAACAUCCUGAAGAUGGUAUCUUCAUUCGCCAAGUGACAGAUGCCGAAACAAAACCCAAAAAUACCCUUGGUCAGAAUAAUGGCAGUGUGCACCUUCAGGCUUCGGAUGUGGAAGGAGCUCUGUGGCCAGGUUCACUCUUAGUUCACCCGGAUUGCUGGCGAUAUCAUGGAGAAGCACAGCCUCCCGGAUGUGACUGACGUAGCUGGUCCUACACGUGGAGGACAAGUGUGUUAACACGUAGGCUCUCAGCACGUUGCCCUUUGUUGCUCUAGUCCAGCAGGUGAACGUUGACCUCAGCUCCUAGCGGAAGCCUAGAAUGGGUACUGCUCGUUGAGAGCUCGGUCCUUCCUUGGCGGCUCGGCUUUCUGCUUGUCACAAGCACGCGUACUGGUCAAUGCUGGACUUCAUCUUUGCUUUGCAGUAAUAUGUACUGUUUCAAAACAUCCUGUGCUUGUGCUGUCCAUCAUUAUCCAGGAUUUGCUUUAUUUUUAUUUCAUUUUUUAAAGGUUUAUUAUUUAAAAAAAUUUUUUAUUAAAAAUUGUUUUGAAUGUUUUUUUGUUUAUUUUUGAGAGCGAGCGAGCGGGGGAGGGGCAGAGAGAGAGGGAGAUGCAGAAUCUGAAGUGGCUCCAGGCUCUGAGAUGUUAGCACAGAGCCCAAGACAGGGUUUGAACUCACAAACUGCAAGAUCAUGUCCUGAGCCAAAGUUGGAGGCUUGACCGACUGAACCACUCAGGCGCUGCUAAAGGUUUAUUUAAUUUUGAGAGAGAGGGAGAGGGAGAGAGAGCGCACAUGGGGGAGGGGUAAAGAGAGAGGGGGGACAGAGGAUCUGAAGCAGGCUUGGCGUUGACAGCAACCAGCCAGAUGUGGGGCUCGAACUCCUGAAUCGUGAGAUCGUGACCUGAGCCGAAGUUGAAGUUGGCUGCCCAACUGAGCCACCCAGGUGCUCUUACUUUUAUUUUUUAAAAAAAUGUCUAUUUACUUAGAAUACACACAUGUGUGCAUGCGAGCGAGGGAGGGGCAGAGAGGAAGAGAGAAUCCCAAGCAGGCUCUGUGCUCUCAAUGCAGAGCUGGAUGUGGGACUCGAACUCACAAACCGUGAAAUGACCUGAGCCGAGAUCACUAGUGGGACGCUUAACCAACUGGGCCACCCAGGCACCCCCGGAAGUUUACUUUUGACUCAGAUCUGAAACUGUUGAAGAAGAAGAGAAAUAUCACUCAGUUGGACUCACAGAGAAUUUGUGGUAAGUCAACAGGAGAAAAAGCAAAUGAGAUCAGAGGAAAUAUACUGAACUCUUGAAAGGUGGAUUCUUCAUGGCGAUUAACACAUUAUUGGUAAUAGUAGUAAUAAUUUGAUCUGUGCAUCAAACAGGGCUACUGCCUGGAAACACUUGGUAGCCAUCUCUGUUACUGAGGCUGGGCAUGUUUAAUAUUUCUAAAGAAACACUUUUUGGGUGAAAAUAGUGAAACAGUUUGAUUUACCCCAGACCUCUCAGCUGGUGAGUGGGGACUAACCUUGGGAAACUUGCAGAGACUUCUUGGGAUUCAUUGGGAAACAGUAGGACUAACCUGAAAUUUAAAUUGGGCUCUGUAAGCAAAAUUUUAAUUUGGCCACCAAGUGACUAUUUUAGAAAAGGUAAAAACCAGAAGGGAAGAUGAUUUCUAUUUCCUUUUGGACAGUGUUUAGAUCUCUCUCAGCAAAUUUCUUGGUUGACUUCAUUUUUUAAGGGUUUUUCCUUGACUAGAGCUUCUUAGCGGAGAAGAAAAAAUAAAAUUAGGGAGAGUUAUUUUUAAUUCUUGUUGCCUUGAGCACCUAAUUGUAGAUUUGGAGUUAAAGAGACAAAAAUGCCUGUAAAAGGUUCUGUUUUGGCAACUUGGGAGACGAACCUGGCAAGAGAGAAGUGGAUGCGUUGGAAGGGGCGACCAUGUACCAGAGCCUAUGCCUAUAAUAUUUGCGGGUGGGAUUGUCAUUACUUUUGGCAGAAGGGGAUUCCUCUUUGUUUUUCUUAGCCCUCCAGAAAUACAAAGGUCAGGAACUAGAAACUGAAGAAAUCAGUUUGAAACAAGCCGCCUUCAACCUCUGUCAGAACUUGCUGAGCGAGGGGUACCCAAAGCCUUGGACAUCUGGAGAACAGAGAUCUGAAAAGCUUCUGAAGGCCUGGCCUCUUACUGAAUGUUGAGGGCCUUACAGAAAACAUGAAGUCGUGGCCAUUUUUCUCAUGGAACUAUCCAUUACUGCCAAGUGCUUGCCGGAAAAUAACGGGUCUUUCACAAGAGCCUCCUCAUCCUCAGAGAUCAGAAGCCUGUGCCAGGCUGAAUGAUUCAUAGCACAGGAUUCAAGGUCUCUUGGCUACUGCUUAGGGCUAAUCUUGCAGAUCUGUAAUUCAGGGGUCACAGUCCUCCACUUUUCUUUUUUUCUCCCUCUGUUCCUCUCUUACUUCUCUUUUUCCCUUCCCUUCAAUCCACGGGCAGAUCAUAAAACGCAUUUGUGGGGCACCUGCGUGGCUCAGUCGGUUAUGUGACUCUUGAUUUCAGCUCAGGUCAUGAUCUCACGGUUCAUGAGAUUGAGCCCCAUGUCACGGUCUGCGCUGACAGCGUGGCCUGCUUGGGAUUUCUCUCCCCCUCUCUCUGCCCCUCCCCUGCUCGUUCGUGCUCUCUCUCAAAAUAAGAUUAAAAACAAAAAGCGGCAGUUGUGUAAAAGUUGGCUUAGGAAAGUAAGGCCAUUGGUGGAUUUCUGAAAUAGGUGCUCAAGACCCCACUGUGCCAUUUGGUCCAGGCGCUGGUGGGUGGCAAUGGACAGUCAGCCCAGUGUAUGCCCAUGAAACCAAGUGUUGGAUCCAGUCUGGCAUAUGUGAUGCCAUGAAAUAACUGGGCUAUUUGAGGGAACCGUGAAAUAGCACAUUUUAUCUUCAGUGCACGAAAACACAAAAAACAACAUGCAUCGUGGAAGGAUUCUUCCAGGCAAUCGCUUAGGAGGUACUCUCAUCCCUGCUUCUCUGCAUGGCUCACAUAGAACAGAACAUGCUUCUGGCCCACUCAGCUGGGUGCCCUCGGGUGCCGGGGGCACCUGAGGCUGUAGCUUUUUCUCUGGCUCUCUCAGGCUCCUCUCCAUGCUGGCAUGGCCUAACACGCUGUCCCUUUGCCUUUGGAAGGCAGGGGUUCUCAGCUUCUACAAAUACGGACUUGUAAUGUUUCUUAAAUGUUUGAGUAGCUUGAAAGUUAAAAACCGAAAUGAUUUACCUCUACCUGCUCAGAGCCCUUAAAUGAUUUUAUCCAUCUUUCCUAAAUGACACUGGAUCAUUUUUUUCCUUGCAUAGUGUUACUUCUCAAAUCAAUGAGGAUGAUGUUGUUAUUACUAUUUUUUU